UAUCGUGUGUCCAUCUUCAUCUCUCCUCUGACCCUUGGGCUUCUUAAACUGUACUCUAAACUUAGAUUAUCAUCGAUGACACUGUCUCAUACGUGAUCAGUCUGUACUUCGAUUCUUGUGCUCUGUUAAUUCUCCUGUUCCCUAUUGUCUCUGAUUCAUUUUAAAAAUUUAUUUUCUCCUCCCCUUGCAGUUUAUUUACUUACGUCAUCUUAUUUAGUGAACUUGUGAAGUGAAGACUGUAUUAAAUAAGAUUGGAUUGUAUGCUUUAAACAACAAGAAAACAUAUAUACAAGAAUUUGUUUUUUGAAGGAGAAAAAAGAAGUAAGCAGAAGCUGAAUCCCAGAAGCAAAGAAAACAGUGACUGUAGACCCUCACGUUUUUCGUGACGCUCGUACGUCGAGUGUCAUCAAGCUGGAGCUGGCAAAGAGGAGUUUUGGCCUGCGGGGUGCGAAGACUGAACCUACCUGGGACCGAUUAAGAAGCACAUCCCCCGAGACCCCCCCAACCAAAAUCACACGCCUUACCUCACCCCUAUCCUUGUCCUCCUCCAGUCCCUUUUCCCCUGGUGCUAAACCGCGCAAUCAAAGUCGUGAAGUUUCUACUAAACCGGGAAUACCAAGUAUGGACAAUAUGGACAACAAACCUGUGUUGAACGACGACCCAUCGGUCACACUAACUAUUCGCUUGAUUAUGCAAGGCAAAGAAGUAGGAAGUAUUAUUGGGAAGAAAGGCGAGAUUGUCACGAGGUUCCGUGAAGAAUCUGGAGCAAAGAUAAACAUAUCGGAUGGUUCUUGUCCAGAGCGAAUUGUAACUGUAACUGGACCAACUAAUUCUAUCUUCAAAGCUUUUACUUUGAUAUGCAAGAAAUUCGAGGAAUGGUGCUCGCAAUUUCACGAUGUUCAGAGCGGAGGUGCAGGUGGUGGCGGUGGAACUCCUAGGACUCCAAUCACUCUGAGACUCAUCGUACCUGCGUCUCAGUGCGGAUCACUAAUUGGCAAGGGCGGAUCUAAGAUCAAAGAAAUUAGAGAAGUUACCGGUGCACUGAUUCAAGUUGCUUCAGAGAUGUUGCCAAGCUCGACAGAACGUACAGUCACUAUCUCUGGCACCAGCGAGUCUAUUACUCAGUGCAUAUAUCAUAUCUGCUGUGUCAUGCUAGAGUCCCCUCCCAAAGGUGCCACGAUCCCUUAUCGCCCUAAACCCCAAGUUGGUGGGCCAGUGAUCCUGGCUGGUGGCCAAGCUUACACCAUCCAGGGUAAUUACGCGGUGCCCGCCCACUCGGACGUAAGUACAGUAUUGCCAUUGCCGGCAUCCGCUGCCGGGCCUGCCCAACCCUCGCUGAACACCCAAACUCUUACCGCAUCGCCAUUCGCGGCUGCCCACCCUUCCUCACCUUUUGCUUCACACGGUCAUCCGCUACUCCCGGCCCACCUCACCGGACCCCAUCAUCCGCUACACCCGAGCUCCUUACACGCCAGCGUGGCAGGCCUCGCCGACCCCCUGCUGAAGAGUGGACACUUGCAGGCAGCCCUCCCGCCCGCACUCGUGGCAGACGCCAUGGGAAAACUUGGAAGUAAUCCACUGGCUGGUCUUGCAGCCCUUGGUUUGGGAGGGCUAGCAGCUCCUGCUAAUACUGGAGGAUUAAAUCCGGCUGCUCUGGCAGCUUUGGCCGGAAGUCAGCUGCGUACGAAUCACACUAACAGACAACAGCCAGCAGCUAAUAAUCAGACACAUGAAAUGACUGUGCCAAAUGAAUUGAUCGGCUGCAUAAUCGGCAAAGGGGGAACGAAAAUCGCUGAAAUUCGUCAAAUCUCUGGAGCGAUGAUCAGGAUCAGUAACUGUGAGGAGAGAGAGGGUGGAGCUACAGAUCGGACGAUCACAAUCACUGGAAAUCCAGAUUCAGUUGCACUCGCGCAGUAUCUCAUCAAUAUGAGUGUCGAACUGCAGAAAGCUAACCUAGAGGCCCAAAAUACCCAAACCCCUGGCAGCGGCACCACUCCCGGGGCAUCCGGGGCCAGUGCUUCCCCUUCUACCACUACUACCACUGCCUCUCCCUUGGCCAGCGCAAUCCCCUUGGCUCAGCUGCUAAGCAAGCCAGGAGCCCUCAACGCCCUAUCUAGCUUGACUGCCCUUGGUGGGUUGACGGAAUUACUCGGCGGCGCUGCUGGUGCAGCUGCUGCAACUCUACCUGUCCAGACAACUGGUGUGCAUCGUUCUCACAAGACCUUCACACCUCGUCUACGAAGUCCUGGAACUCCUGGACCUACUGAGAGCGGGAAAUUCAAAUCGGAGAGGACCAAGUACAACCCUUAUUGAGCGAGUGCGAUUGUUGUUUGAGACGCACGCUUUUGUGAGGGAUUUGAGGUGAUGAUGAUGAUAAGAAUGAUGAUGAUGAUAAAUGAUGAUAAUAAUAAUUUCAUAACAAUGAUGAUAGAAUCAUUGCAGACUUAGAUCUUAAGAGACAAACAAAAUCAGAAUGAAACGUACUCUGAGUUUCUUCUAGAUCUUUUUUUUUAUAUAUAUAAAAAUGUAAAUCAUUUUUAUAGAUUUUUGCGAAUGUUUCUGAUAUAAUUAUGAUGGAUACUGUUGGUGGAUUAGUAUGGGACUGUAUCGUGUGAACUAGCUUAAAUCUAGUGAUGUUUUGUAUUAUUUCUUUAUAAAUUAUGUUCGUUUUUUGACUUUAUACGACGACUUGAGAAGCUUUGUAGUACUAUAUGUUAUAGUACAUUUUUUUAUAUCUUUUUUUGUUAUAAUUCUGGAUAAUAGAGAAGCUCAGAGCGCGAGAUCGUAAGAGGAGAAAUGUUUUUUUACAUAUUCUUAUUAUCAUUACUAUGGAUUAUAUUGUAAUAUUUACCUACGUACACAAGAAAAAGAAAAUUCAAUAAUUGUUAUUAUCUCUAUAAAAUACGACAGUAGUGAGAAAACAAGUCUGUAUCUAGAUAUAUAGAGGCAUCAUAAAUCGCGAAGAAUUUUUGUUAACUAUUGUACGUCUUUGCUUUGGAUUAAAUCGCAUAAGGAUACGAGAAAAAUCAUUUUUUUGUCAUAAGUCGCGAGUGAAAAAGUGAGAGAAACUUGAAGAACAUAGAAACAGAUAACAAAGAAAUGAAGUGAGAAUAAAUUAACUAAUUUUGGAUCGUGUAUUUUCAAUAAACAGUCAUGUAAUUAAUAAUUAAUCGAAUAUAAAAUAAUGCUAAAACACAUAAUAAAUCGCAAAAGGUGGCGGAUUUUUUCGAUAAUUUUUUGAUGAAUCGUAUACCAAUUGAAUAAUUUAUUCAUACAGAAGUAAAGUGUAUUGUAAUCAUGUUUAUCUUAAUAAUCUAGUUUGAACUGAAUUAUAAUGUAUAAAAAAAAAUAAAACCACAAAAUGAAACAUGUGAAUAUGUGGUUUAAAUUCUAAUAGAGUUAAAUGCUCAAGAUUAAACUCGCGAAAAGUCCGCCACCGGAAGUGGAAAUUGGCGAGCUUAUAUCAUUACACAACAGAGACGCCUUUACUUAUGUGACGUUGGUGAGUGUUAUAUUAAUUAAGAUUUAAGUUGAUAUACAUCUAAGCUUAUAUAUAAAGUAUGUAUAGUGUCAUAAUUAAAAAAAAUAGAGCCUGGAUAUAUGCAUUUUUUUAUGCAAACAUUUGACACAUUUAAGAAAAAUUUCAAACUACACCGUUUUUCAUAAUAAAGCACAGAUUUUAGGUAAAUAAGGGUAAGAGAGAAUUUUGUUUUUGAUUUAAAAAAUGUUUAUUUGAUCAAAAUUAUUUUUAUGAAAAAUAUUUUAAAAAAUUUUCAGUUUGUAAUGUAAACUGUAUAUGAGGAAAAUCUCUCGAACUCUAAUCGAUAAUUAAUUGCGUGCUCAACCUUAGUUUAUGGAUGUUCUGAUUCAUUAAAGAAAGCAAACACCGUUAAAAUAAAAACGUUUAUUUAUCAAAUUUUUUAGAUCGAUUUAUAAAAUGAAGUUAAUUGAAAAUGACAAAUGACAAGGAAAAAUAAACAAAUAUAUUUAAUAGAAUUUUACUUAAAGAUGAAUUCAGUAGAUUGAAGUAAUGAUUAUUCUGAUAAAAUAUUCAUCAGUCUUUUUUUUAGAACUAAGUCUUAAAUAAACAAGAAUUUACUUCUUUAAAAUAACAUAAAAAUAAAAUAGGUGAAAAAGAUGGUACACAUUGUGUGCUUAUCAAACACUUGGCUAACUUGUAUCACUUUGUUGAAUAAAUCUAGGCGUGUUUAAUACAAAAUAAAAGAAACUCAUUAAGGUUUCAUACUCUGUUACUUUGGUCUACCUUGACAUAUUCGUUAAAAAUUUUUUUAAUUUGUAUACAUGUUAUUUUUUAAUUUAUAUUUUUUUCUUACUUUAAUUUAUCUUAUUGAAAUUCAUUGUGAGCGUGGAUAUUUCACAUUGAGCGAACGUUUGGUUAAAUUUUUUUAUUUUCCAGAGCAUUACCCUUCGUUUUAUAUUUUUUUCUUCAUAAUUAUAGUUCAUUUAACACGGCUGUAAGGAUGUAAAAAAUACGAUAGUACGUUUUUGAAUCACAAAACUUGGUGGAGAAUUUUUUAAAAGUGAGCGAGAGAGAGAAAAAAGAAAUUUUAUAAGAGAGAUAUAGAAAGGAUGUAUCCAUUCAACCAACUAUGACCCAGGCUCCUGCCCAUUUUCGGAUAUCGAUAGAGACUUCAGGAAUGCCAAUUCCCGCGUAUCACUACAUUGCUCCGAAUCAUAUCGUCAAGUCUCCGAUUCACUAAAAUCAGAGAUUUAAUUUAACUUCAGGCGGAAAGAAACGUGGGAUGAUAUGGAUUGGAGGAGAGACGUAAAGAACUAUCGAUAUACGAAAAUCUUCACAACGUGUAGAAGCCGAAAAAAUAGAAGAUAAAGAAGCUGUCAGUAACAUUUUCGAGAUGGGUUUUAAAUCUCUGUUUAACCAAUGUGCUUAAUCGACAGUCUUCAGAAAAGACAUUAACGCUACACAAACAAAUCAACACUUUAUUGUACACACGUUUAUUGGAUACACAUGUCGUUCACUUCUCAUGAAGGCUGAACGACAAACAAAAAUAACACGGACCUGGGCACCGAAAUUGUACAGGAAAAAACAGAAGAAAUUAAGAGGUAACGCGUACAUAUAUAAAAAAAAAA
Molecule: messenger RNA, 5109 nt
Organism: Chelonus insularis
Lineage: Eukaryota; Metazoa; Arthropoda; Insecta; Hymenoptera; Braconidae
Gene: mub
Product: poly(rC)-binding protein mub
Exons: 9
Coding region: 622-2313 (563 amino acids)
Biological process (GO): regulation of RNA metabolic process; regulation of gene expression
Cellular component (GO): cytoplasm; nucleus
Molecular function (GO): mRNA binding
Source: RefSeq, a predicted model, not a curated record